Molecule: messenger RNA, 1184 nt
Organism: Arabidopsis lyrata subsp. lyrata
Lineage: Eukaryota; Viridiplantae; Streptophyta; Magnoliopsida; Brassicales; Brassicaceae
Product: transcription factor DIVARICATA
Exons: 2
Coding region: 233-1090 (285 amino acids)
Molecular function (GO): DNA binding
Source: RefSeq, a predicted model, not a curated record
UGGGGGUUAAGAACGAAAUAAAAAUAUAUAAGUCGGGUUUCUUUUGUUAAAUAAAGAAAAGACGAGGGUCCCUAUUAUUUUCUCACUAUAUAAAUCUGAUAGGAAACGAAACAACCCUCGAUAUCAGCAGAUUCCUUAAAAAAUUUCUUCAACACAUUUUUUUUAUUUUGUCGCUUCUAUCAGAUUCCUGAUCUUUAGCGAUCUCGAGAUUGCUCUCUUUUUCUUGGAUAUUAUGGAUGAAAUUCCGCUUUGGACGAGGGUCGAUGACAAGCGUUUUGAGUCAGCUCUGGUUCAAUUCCCAGAGGGUUCGCCGUAUUUUUUGGAGAAUAUCGCUCAGUUUCUGCAGAAACCGUUGAAGGAUGUGAAGUACUACUACCAAGCGUUGGUCGACGAUGUUGCGCUGAUCGAAUCGGGUAAUUUUGCUUUGCCCAACUACAGGGACGAUGAUUACGUGUCACUGAAGGAAGCGACUAAGUCCAAAAACCAGGGCACGGGGAAAAAGAAGGGAAUAGCUUGGUCACCAAACGAACACAAAUUGUUUUUGGAUGGACUAAACAAGUAUGGGAAAGGAGAUUGGAAGAGCAUAGCGAGGGAAUGUGUGAAGACAAGGAGCCCGAUGCAAGUGGCUAGCCAUGCUCAGAAGUAUUUUUUAAGGAAAAACAAGAAGGGGAAACGCAUGAGUAUCCAUGACAUGCCUCUGGGAGAUGCGGAUAAUGUAACCGUCCCUGUAUCCCACUUGAAUUCUACGGGCCAGCAGCCACAGUUUGGAGACCAAAUUCUUCCGGAUCAUUAUUACCACUGCUCCCAGGACAAUGUAACCAAUAUCCCUGGAUCCAACUUGGUGUUUAUGGGCCAACAACCACAUUUUGGUGGCCAAAUUCCUCCAAAUCAAAGUCACCCCUACUCCCGGGACAAUGUAACCGUCCCUGAAUCUAACUUGAAGCCUAUGGGCGAGCAGCCACAUUUUGGUGACCACAUUUCUCCGGAUCAAUAUGACCGCGACUUCCUGGACAACUUCGGGUUUUUCUAUGAUGAUGGUGAAGAUGAUGGGAGUUUAGCAAGCUUUGAAAAACUAUAUUAUAAGGCUUAAGCUUUAUGAUGAGAUUUUCUGGUUUUGGGUUUUAGAGUUUUGUUUCUGGUCUAGACUUUAGUUGUAAAAUUAACUUGAAUGGUCAUUUAUUUUA